GCAGUGUUGUCAUGUCGCUGUAGCGCGGGAGUUCAUUCAUAACAUGCGAGCAGGAAAUACAAAACCAAGAGUUGACAACACUGGUGAACAUUGGUGCCAGUGGUCUGUCCCACACUGUUGAUAUGGAGGGCGAGUUCUCGCAGUCUCUCACCCCUCCCGUGUCCCCCUCUGUUUUGGAUCAUUACUGUGAUUCUGCCCUCAGUCGACCCUCAUGCUUCACCUGUGCAUAUGAACCGGGCAGAGAAGAGUCUGGAAGAUUCUCCUCACAUGGCUAUAUAAGCAGAGGGGCUCUUAAAAGGCUUCUGUUAAAGCUCGAUCCAGCUCCCGCAGAUUUCGAGGGGGACACGGUUGAUAUUUUCGACUUUCCAUGGGUGACGGAAACAGCGCUGGUUGAAUCUACCAAACUUCUGUUUGGCUUGUUGAGACAAAAGGUGUUAAAAUUGGAGACGCUGGUGCAGUCCAGCUCGCACGAUUUUGGUCAAGCGAGCAGUCUGCACUAUGAAGCAGAGGAACUCAGACAGCAGUGUGUGCUGUUUCUCAACUAUGUCAAAGUAUUCAUUCACAGGUAUUUGGAGCCUUCACAUUCUACAGAUGACGGUCUUGUUCACCCUUAUAAAGACCUGGAGGAUCAACUUCCCUCUGUCCUUGUGGAGGAGCUAUUCAGUAUCACUCUACUUAUUGGACGUUUAAAAAAUUUGCCAGCCAAUGUCCAGAGUGCUUUUACGAUUCAGCAUCAGGGAAAGCUCUUUCCUCCAUCUUGGCAUUUAUUGCAUCUGCACCUGGACAUCCACUGGUCUGUUCUAGAGAUCCUGCAUCUGUUGGAACAAAGGAUGGCGGGUCAGAUAGUUUAUGCGCACCAAUUUGUGAAUUUGACUGGAGAGACGCUCACAAACAUCAGCCUGCUUGAGGAUCAAGUCAACAACCUGCUCUGUGAUCUCAUGGGUCUGGCCAUGAACAAAUACAAUAAGGUGAGACCAACAGAGAUUCUGAGUACCCAUCACUAUCACUGCCUCUGCACUAAGGAACUAUGGAUUCUUCUCAUUCAUUUACUGGAGCACCGGAGCAAAACCAUACAUACUCAGUCUUUUUGGAGUUAUAUAAAUGCCCUGCUCCAGACUGUUCUGAAGGGGGUGCCUUCAGGAGACCGUGACCCCGGGCUCCCCUUGCACUGUAAAGACCCUGAGGGGUUCACUUGGUGGUUGCUUACACACCUGGCCCAGCUUGGGAUGCACAACCGAAACGGUGUCAUUCAGCAGGAGAAGCAACUUGAGGAUAAUUGGGCUUUUGCGAUGGAGCUGCUGAAGUCUAGCUGUGAUCCAAAGAGAGCCACCCAAGAAGAGCAAGUUCGAAUGAUUGUCCAUUGCUGCUUAAGUCUCAGCUUAAUAUGGGGGCCAAACGUCAGUGCUGUGACAACACUCUGGGAAUACUAUAACAAAAAUUUGAAUGGCUCUUUCACUGUGCCUUGGUUAGGUGUGUCAGGACUGGGUAGCAUCAGCAGGUCUCCAUUGUGUCUGUUGCAGCAGGCAAAGAGCUGUUGUAGCCCUGCGUCUGUCAGCUCCAGCGUUCACACGCAGCUCUACCGCUCGACCAACUCUUUUCACAUCUUCCUACGUAUCUUGGCCCUUCACCUAAAUCAGGAACAUGCUGGCGGCGCCCCCUGGAGACAAAUCAAGGGCAGACUCUACUCAAAGUUCCACCAGAGGCGAAUGACAGAGCUUUCAGACACAGGCCUGCUGCACUUCCUGCUGCUCUUCCUGGUCCUGGCGCAGUGUGCUGAGCUCGAGGACGUGGCCAGCCGAGCGUGUGACUUGCUUGCCAUGCUGCCGGCUGACUCCAUGCCCCCAGCCCUGCGCUCGCUGCAGUGGAGGGGCCAGCUGGCUCUUGUGCUACUCUAUUUGGAGAAAGGAUUAGACGUUGGCGCGUUGGCGGAGCAGUUGGCCGCCUACUUUAGCCAAACGGCCCGCGAGUUCUACCUGAAGACCACAGAGCCUUCUCGCAAGCUAGCUCUCUGGGUACCACUUAGCUCAUACCUGGAAGGAGUGAGUGAGGUGUUUGAAACGAGCCCUAAUCUUAUGCUUUCAGAGGAGAGGCUUCUGAACGAUGGCUUUGGACUGUUGCUGCCUGCCUGCCGCCAGUCUGAGCUCAGCUCCGCUUUGGGCUUCCUACAGACCGUGUUGGCGCAGUUACGGAGAGUUCAGCAGCGCUGCAGCCAGCCACCUCACGCCACAGACUCUCCCGGUCGGGCUCCGAUCCCCAGCGUAGCUAAAGAGCGCCACCAAGCGGUGGCAGCGACACUCUGGUCCCACUUCUUUCCCUUCCUGUGCAGUAUGAGGCUCUCGCAGACCCCCCCGCCUCAGCUCGCGGACGCCGCAGCAGGCUUCACACUGCUGGCAUUAGACAUGCCUGGCUCCGCCCCUCAGAAGCUCCAGCCCCACCCCAUCCAGUCCAUCAUGCAGUGCUUUGGCUGGGAUGAGAUGGUCCACCCCUUGCUGGUAACCCACUAUCUAAAUCACCUGCUACAAAACGGAGAGCUGGUCACUUGGGUCAGCUCUGGACCAGGCUCAGGUUCAGCCCAGGCUUUGUGUGUGCGUGCCUGGAUCCGCUGUGUUUUACAGCAAUACCUUCAUAAAAGCCAAGAUGCCCCAGACACAAGAGCAGGCAGAAAUCUGGAUGAACAGCUGGCUGAGUUAACCAGACAGGUCCUCCGGCUUCCAGAAGUAGAGUCUGUGCUCCAGAAAGCAAGCUUGCAUUCUGCUGCUGUCAAAGAACCAAAACCUGCAAUGGCUUUGUUCAUCAAGGCUGUGGGCCGAUCAUACUGUGAGCUCCAGAAUCUCGCAGAGCGCUCUACAAUGGUGUCUCGAGCCCUGGAAUAUGUCGGCGACAUCCUUAAAUACAUCAAGCCAUACCUUUUGAACAAAAGCCGAGAGGGUCUACAGCUUUCCUAUUGGAUUGUUGGCUGCUUGGUCAAGCACUGGAGCCACCUGUUGGCCACCACCAAAGCUCAACAGCUGCUCUUCCGCAUUGUAGAUGUGCUGCUGCUACCCCACGCUCUCCUCCAGCAGGACAGUGGUGCACACGCUCAAAUGCUGUCGGCCAUAAAAGACAGUCUGCCCCUCUUCCUACAGGGUUUAUCUGUAGCAAUGGGUGCGUCCCAGUCUCAGGGGGCGUACCUGAAGCAGCAGCUGCACAGUGUUAUCAACCAAUAUCUGAGCCGCUUCCUCCCAGCUACGCCUUCUACUGGGGCGGUGGUCAAUCAUCCUGUCCUGCUGGCAGCCUGCGAAACGACAACCACCCCUCAGGGGGAAAAACUUAGGAGAAGCAUUCUGCAGGUGUUGAGAGAUAACUUCCUCCAGUUUAAAGGCCACGCCCCUCCUCCUCGACUGGCAGCUGUUCUGUCUUUCCUAUUGGAGCUGUUGAAAAGAAACAAUGAUACAGACGCCACCCUUCUCACAAUACCCCUCCCUUUGGUGCUGCGCUGUCUGAUGCUGGUCAACGAACCUCAGGUAAAGAGACUGAGCACAGAGAUUACACAGCUCGUCAUAGAGAGAUGCACUGCUGCGGCUGGAGAACAGCCGUGCGAGCAUACAACUACUGUACUACGGGCCUUUGUGGAAGAGAAUGAAGGUGUAUACGACCAGCAAGUGUAUAAUGUUCUGGAGGUUGUAGCCGUCCUUCACCCCGCCACAGUGACGGCUCUUAUUCCCUUUCUGUCACUGAGCCUUAGAAAGACAGAGAGCAAGAGAGGCCUGGGAAAGAACUCCUCACUCAGGAAUGGCUAUAAGAAGCUGCUGGCCCUGCUUGGAGAUGGUGGUCAGGCUGAGAUGAUCAGUUUAGAAGAAGACUGACUUCACGUCAAGUCCAACUUCAGUUUCUUCAUUAAUUCUCAGACCUCUGUAAAUAAUGUACAGUUGCUAGUGUAGCCGUGUGUGUUU
Molecule: messenger RNA, 3932 nt
Organism: Paramisgurnus dabryanus
Lineage: Eukaryota; Metazoa; Chordata; Actinopteri; Cypriniformes; Cobitidae
Gene: mms22l
Product: MMS22-like, DNA repair protein
Biological process (GO): replication fork processing; double-strand break repair via homologous recombination
Cellular component (GO): nuclear replication fork
Source: RefSeq, a predicted model, not a curated record